AUGCCUGAGACUACCAAAGUCGUGCCCCUCACCUGCCACGGGCAUUCUCGACCUGUUCCCCAUAUACACUUUUCCUCCAUUGUGGACGAGGACCAGUUCUACAUCAUCUCAGCAUGCAAGGAUGGCAAUCCUAUGUUGCGCGAUGGUGUGACUGGCGACUGGAUUGGAACCUUCUUGGGUCACAAGGGCGCAGUCUGGCAAGCGAGGCUUUCUUCAGAUGCUUCGCUCGCAGCGACUGCCUCUGCAGACUUCUCUGCAAAAGUAUGGGAUACGCACACCGGCGAAGCCCUCCACACUCUUUCGCACAACCACAUCGUUCGCGCUGUCGCAUUCCCCAAUCAACCAAACCCGCAAAUCCUGGCGACAGGAGGCAUGGAGAAGAAAUUGCGCAUUUUCGACCUGUCUCAGGGUGAUUCAGCUCCAAGCUAUGAGAUUGGCGCUGGCGUACACACCGGUACCAUCAAGUCGAUUGUCUGGACAUCGGACCCGAACAUCUUGAUCACGGCUGCAGAGGACAAGAAGAUCAGGUGGUGGGAUCUGCGGACACAGUCGAUGAUUGGCGAGUACGCUGUUGAGGGCGUAGUAGGCACGUGCGAGUUGGAUAACACCUCUCCGGACGGCAUACUGAGUGUAGCCGCUGGAAACAGCGUUUAUUUCUUCAACAGCCUCCAGCCAGGGUCGCUGAUCAAGACCAUCAAGACACCCUAUGAGAUUGCUAGCGUGGCUCUGCACAGCGGAGCACGAAGGUUCAUUACUGGUGGUAGCAACCAGAAUGACACGUGGGUCAGGCUUUGGGAUUUCGACGAGGAGAAAGAGCUGGAGACGAACAAAGGUCACCACGGUCCUGUCUGGUCGGCAAGCUUUUCGCCUGACGGCAAGCUGUAUGCGACAGGCAGUGAAGACGGUACCGUCAAGCUUUGGAAGUACACUGCCGGCGCGUACGGUCUUUGGCGAUGA
This is a messenger RNA of Ascochyta rabiei, 957 nucleotides long. RefSeq lists its product as uncharacterized. The transcript has 2 exons. Bases 1 to 957 code for a protein of 318 amino acids. Gene Ontology annotation, molecular function: RNA binding; protein binding. Gene Ontology annotation, biological process: spliceosomal snRNP assembly. The record is from RefSeq and is a predicted model, not a curated record. Lineage: Eukaryota; Fungi; Ascomycota; Dothideomycetes; Pleosporales; Didymellaceae. Gene Ontology annotation, cellular component: SMN complex.